Messenger RNA from Choloepus didactylus (southern two-toed sloth), 3293 nucleotides. It is a transcript of the gene TMBIM1, whose product is annotated as transmembrane BAX inhibitor motif containing 1. Bases 1079 to 2014 code for a protein of 311 amino acids. Gene Ontology annotation, cellular component: membrane; Golgi apparatus; endoplasmic reticulum. NCBI's taxonomy places the organism in Eukaryota, Metazoa, Chordata, Mammalia, Pilosa, Megalonychidae. The record is from RefSeq and is a predicted model, not a curated record. Gene Ontology annotation, biological process: negative regulation of apoptotic signaling pathway. The transcript has 12 exons.
GGCCGGGGGCUGUGCUUGGCGCGUGCUGGGUGGGGUUUCCUGAGAUGCACACUCUGAGCUAUUCUUUCCAUUCUGGCUCUGGGCAUCCAUUCCUGGCAGGGAGGAGGGCAGACUGCCUGGACCAGUCAGCUGCUCCUUUCCAUCCCUCCCUCCAACAUACACACCCUCUUGCUGUAACCCCAGUAGCUCAGGCCACCUCUCUUCAGAUUCCAGAGCCUUAACCCUUCAGCUGCCCUGAGUGGAGGCUGAGCCUGGGCCUCAGCAGCCUGGGAGCUCAGGCACCCACUGAGAGGGCUCCAGGGGAAGGAGAUGCUGCCCCAACUCUGCAGCUGAAAACCUUGACAAGUAACACGUCCUGCUGUUGGAGCCCACCCACUUCUGCUGACUGGGUCUGGGGGCCCUGGAGGAGAAAGGAGAGGCCCUGGCUCCUUCCUGGUGGGGCUUGGGGCCAGGAGAGUGAGGAGAAAACUUAGAUUUGUUAACGUGGCAAGGAUGGGGCAGAGUCUGCCUGCCUUGGUAAAAGGCUCUGUGAGGAAAAAUGUUCUAAUGAUUCGAAUUGCCUGCCAUUGCCGGAACAACUGGAGUUUGUUCAAGCUGAAGCUGAAUGCUGACUAUAUUUCAGGAAAACCCAGGCUUCCCGUGAGGAGCCUUAAAGGUCCUUUUGAGCCCCUGGGGAUUGUGAGCUCCUCUGGCAGGACCCAGAUGGCCUGAUUUCUAGCCUUUGGGCAGCAUCCUGGCUCUCUGCCUCUUGAUCUUCUCCCUCCCCUUUUCUCUCCCUCUCUUUCUACUCUCCACUCUUCUCCAGCUCCUACCUUUAGUCACAGCUAGGCAAGUAAACACUGGCCACUUCCCCCUCUCCUUCCUCCCUAGGCAGAUGCUAGACCGAUCCUCAUCCCUCGUCAAGGUCUGGAUGAUGUGGAAGUGUCCAGGGCCCUCAGGUUGGAUGGGCAGGAGCCAGGGAACAGGCUGGCUCAGGAGCUGGGGGGGCCCCAGGGGCUCCUGCCUGCCUGGCGGGGUUUUCCUCGGCAUUGCUGAGAGGUCCCAGUAGCUGGAGUUUUCCCUCAACCCUUGAGCAGCCAUGUCCCACCCCAGUGCACCCCCUCCGUAUGAGGACCGCAACCCCCUCUACCUGGGCCCCCCACCCGCUGGGGGCUAUGGGCAGCCGUCUGUCCCCCCGGGCGGGUACCCCGCCUAUCCCACUUACCCGCAACCUGGCUAUGGGCACCCUGCUGGCUACCCACAGCCCAUGCCCCCCAUCCACCCGAUGCCCAUGAACUACGGCCCAGGCGAGGGCUAUGGUGGGGAGGAGAGAGCCGUGAGUGACAACUUUGGGCCUGGAGAGUGGGACGACAGGAAAGUCCGACAUGCCUUCAUCCGAAAGGUUUACACCAUCGUCUCCAUCCAGCUGCUCAUCACGGUGGCCAUCAUCGCCAUCUUCACCUUCGUGGAACCGGUCAGCGAGUUCGUGAAGAAAAAUGCGGCCAUCUACUACACAUCCUAUGGUGUCUUCCUGGUCACCUACCUGACCCUUGCCUGCUGCGAGGGACCCAGACGCCGCUUCCCAUGGAACAUCAUCCUGCUGGCCCUCUUCACUCUUGCCAUGGGCUUCAUGACAGGCACUAUUUCCAGUUGGCAUGGGACCAAAGCCGUCAUCAUUGCCGCGAUCAUCACUGCCAUCGUGUCCAUUUCAGUCACCAUCUUCUGCUUCCAAACCAAGGUGGACUUCACCUCGUGUGCAGGCCUCUUCUGUGUCCUGGGAAUCGUGCUGAUGGUGACUGGGAUUGUCACUGCUAUUGUGCUGUCCUUCAAAUAUGUUUACUGGCUCCACAUGCUCUAUGCCGCUCUGGGGGCCAUUGCUUUCACCUUGUUCCUGGCUUACGACACGCAGCUGGUCCUCGGGAACCGGAAGCACACCAUCAGCCCGGAGGACUACAUCACUGGCGCCCUGCAGAUCUACACUGACAUUAUCUACAUCUUCAUUUUUGUGCUGCAGCUUUUGGGCAAUCGCGAUUAAGGAGCACCCCCACUCUGUCCCUGUGCCUGGGGUCUGGGUCUCAGACCCUUUUUCUGCCCCCCAAGUAAUAUGGCCAGCUUCCUUUCUGUCCUGGGGAUGUGUAGAUACUUGGGGGGGUGGGAGGGCAGCUGGAGAUGCUGGGGACUAACGCUUGCCCUUGGUGGGCUCGGCAGGGACUAGGCUGCUGUCUUUUCUCCUCCACCCACCAUAUGGCACCAAAUUCUUAACAGCUUGGAUUGGGGGUGUGUGUGUAUGUGUGUGGGAAAAGAGCCUAUUCUAGCUAAAAGGGAAUAAGAAAGAUAGAAGUGACUCAAGGUGAUGAGGUGUAACCCCCCCCUCCCACCCCCAACACAGGCUUCUAAGCAAGGUAGCGAUCACUUUCUCCUCCCUCAGCCCCCAACCAAGCCAGAAAACUUGUUCCCAGCCUCCUGGACUUCUAGGCCAUCACUGUGCGCUGCUUUUGUGAUCCUUGGCACCUUCCAACUCAGGAACAUAGAAGAGAUCUGUGCCCCUGGGUCUCCCUGCUUCAACCCCUUCCUGUUUCAGUGAUGUGUAUAUAUUGUUUCCCUGGGUUUGGGGUGUGGUGGGAAGAGGAGAGUGAGCAAAGUUAAGGGCAGGGUCCAAUAGAGAGCAGCAGCCACCCUGGACUCCUGCUUGGCCCACAGGGGUGGUGGAGCAAGCAAGCCUGUUUUCAGCCUUCUGAUCCUCAGUCUCCAAAGUUGCUUGGGGCCUCCCUGGGUGUAUCUGAGAUGUCUUGUUUGGGGGCAUCUCUCAGCCCCUAUGCUUAGGCCGCUCAGAGCAGCAAGUCAGGGGCAAGGGUUGAGAGAUGGGGGGGCUGGUAGGAUUUUAAGUAUGACCAGGAAGUAACCAGGGUGAAAAGACACGGGUGGUGGCAGGGAAAGUGCCUUGGGGUCCCCUACCCUGUCUAAGUGAUAACUAGGCCCACCAGGGAGCCCACAAAGACUUCUAUCUUCUUUUUUCUACUAAUCCGGGGAGGACCCUGAGAGGAAUAACAUUUCCUCUCUCAGUUUGUUCUUAUUCAUGUUGGGGGGCUUUUAGACCUGAGCCCCAUCUCCCCUGCAAGCCACGGCUAUCUUUGUAACACCAAGUGCCUCAAGCGAGAGGGGCGAAGGGGACAAGGGUCUCUCUGUUGGGUAGGGGUGGAAAUCACAUCAGCCCAAGGGUAUAAUUAGGACUUCUCGCUUAGCUACUUGGUCCUAAAUAUAUCACACAAAGGGACACUACCAGAAAUGUAAUAAAGUUUUACGUUUAGUUCAAA